Messenger RNA from Amoebophrya sp. A120, 4243 nucleotides. The record is from the annotation of a GenBank genome assembly. NCBI's taxonomy places the organism in Eukaryota, Dinophyceae, Syndiniales, Amoebophryaceae.
AGGAAUUUAUCCCACUCCAUUUUAUCCCCUUUCGAACGAAUUUCACGCAGUACUUCUCGUUUAUUUACGGUUUGUACCUGUAGUACUGUUCACGACUGAAUGAAAACUGUCAGUUCUCAGACACUAUGGAAAAUACCGCCCCUGGGGAGAAGAAGGAAGCGCAACUCGCCGAGCCGCUUCUGACCGCUGCCGUUGACCCAGCCACGUUACAACUGCAACAACAGCAAUUGCUGCAGCAACAGCAACUGUUCCAGCAACCCCCAGCAGCGAGCGCGUAUACUCCGCUUGCAACUACAGCCAACCCAGCCCAAUUCCUUCCGCAACCCGAGGGAGAGGCACCUCCUCCCAACGUGGUAAGCGAGGGCGAAAAGCAAGUUCUCUCAGUUCCGGUUCUUCCAACGAAGUUCCUGGUCACCCCGACCGUACCUCCGACUGCAGCCGACGUGACUACAACUGGUCCUGUAGCAGCUGCGCCACAAAUUACGUCAAGUCCGGCUGCUCCGGCACCUCCUGCAGUUCCAACCUACGCGACCGACCCAGCCAGUGCGCUGCCUGGCGUCCAAGCUGCACCGGUAUCGCCGGACUACUUUCACCAGGCACAGCCCAUCGGGUUCAGAGUCACUAAAGGCAGCGUAAGUGGCGCGACCACCCCGAGAGCCGGGUUUUCCGUGGAUUCCCCCUUCACCCUUGCGGUUCCCUCGCUAGACGUUCGCACCGGCGGGGCACUGGUGCGUCAAGUUCAAGGCGUCAUAGAACCGCACUGGGCACUGGAUCUACCGAUCCUGACAUGUAUUGAAUGUUACCUGAUCUUUUUGGUUCAGAGGAUGCCAUUGUCAGUGAAUUUAUAUAUGCAAGUAGUGGACUUAGCGUUAGGCGGUAGCUGACGAGCUCGAUCACUAACGCAUACGCAAAAUGUCGCAAAAGGUUUUUUCUUGUAAACAUCAUCGAAAAAUAAUCAAACUGUUCUAUCACAGCACGUCGUCGCAGCAGAUCUCGAAGUCUCGGUAAGGAGGUUAGUGUGAGCAAGAGUCCCAGCACCGUCGGAAUGCAACCAGACGGACGCGACCUUGGGCAAACCGAAAGAGACCUUGUGCGUGCGAGAAAUCUCGCGCAGUUUUUCCUCGCCGAGCGCAACGGUAUUUUGGCGGAAAGGAACGAGCCGGUGCCUGAUUUCUUCCAGCGCGGCCCCUACUCCGCUCGCAGCGCCCAGCCCGGAGGCAUGUACAACUACGGCUUGAACCCUAGACUUUACAGCCCACCGGUGCCGCUGCCGGCACAGGCGGACCCGAUGGUGGGGCUAAAGACGGCACAGGACUACUACACCGCCUACCAGCCGCUAGGGCUUCCCCCGUCUCCCCCGGUCGCCGGUAUGAUGCAACCGGCGCCACAGAUGGGACAAGCACAAGCCGCACCACAACCCGUGGCCGCACCUACACCCGACGUUGCAGUUGCGAGUUCGAGUGCUGUUCCCGCCGUUUCAUCACAAGACAUGCCCGGUAGCAGCGGACAAGCACCCGCGAUGGGUAUGGACGUCGCAAGUGCCACACCGUACAUGAAUAUAAAUAAUCUCCCAGCACCAGCAGCUCCUGCGGAUCAGGCGAAACUUCCCGAUCCGCGCGCGACGCAGCAGAUCGGAUUCAAUCCGCUUCCCGUAGCGCAGCAGAUGCCGCCGCAGUACUAUCCCCCCGUCGCGGCGUACCAAUACCCGCAGAUGUCGCCCCCCCAAGCCAACAUGCUUCAGCAGCAGCAGGGGUACGCACCGCCGUCGGCCCCCAUGUUCGCGAAGACCUCCAUGCAGCAACCACUCAUGCAGCAGCAGCCGCAGCAGGCCGCGCAAGCCACAGCCAAAGCGCUCAAGACCGGUCCCCCGCCGGCGCCGCCAGGCAGUGUGGAGAUGACGGAACCCAAGACGGCGGAGGGCGCGGUCGAGAAGAAGCACGCGAAAAAGAAAGCCAACGUGCACGCGGUUCCCGGCAAGGGCCGUGGGGGCGCGCUGGGCGCGCUGAUGAUGGUCGCUUCGGUAGUUGCCGCGGAAGAGGACGACGAGGACGACGGGCAGCCCAAGCAGUCGUUUAUGGAAUUGAUGGAGACGAUCGAGCUGCCCUUCAUCAUCCGGGUACCGCUGAACUACAUCAUCUUGCCCAUCGUCGACGCGUUGUUGUGGAUAUCCUGUGCAAAAGUAUCGUACUCGUAUUGUCAUCAUGCAUUACAAAUCCUGUUCUUAAGGCAAAUUAGCAUUGCAAAUUUUAAUUCUCAUGCUGAGGAAAUUUGUAAUGCAUUUAUACGAGUGCGAUACAUACUUUUGCACUGCAUAGUGGAUUUGGUUCACGAUUUUAUGGCGCAUCAUCAAGUUGAUCCUGAUCGGCCCCUGCUGGCUGAUCUACCACGGGGUUUGCUUUUGCCUCGGCGGAGGCGACGAGCUGAUUUACUGCGUGUACGGGGUCGCCUUAGCGUUUUUUGGCGGGCAGUACCACACCGCAACCGCCGCGAUUGCCGCGUUCAACAUGGGCGGGGGCGGCGAGAUUUUGGAACACUUCGCUGCGAUCCGCGACAACAUCAAGUGGAUCGCGCGGCAGACUACGAUGGACGACGAGGAGGACCUGGAUGGGGACGGGGUCGCGGACGUGCACCAAAUCUCCAACCGGGAGUUCGUGAAGCGGAAAAUUCUCCUCUUCCUCGAGCACUGCGAACCCGGGCGGCUCACCGACGCGAUCAUGGCCACGUACGGAGGUACGGUGGGCGUGUUGCUUACCGUCAACUGCGCGGCCGCCGCUUUCACUAGUCUCGGCGUGUCUAUGGCCAUGCUCUCGGGAAAAAUCGCCGCCUACACACUAACGCCACUCAUCCUCAAGUGGAUGCAGGGAAGAUACAAGUACAUAACUUAACAUUAUUAUCUUGGGAGUGCUGGAGUCUCUGCUGACAGUACUAACGUGCACAACUGUAUUUAUUUGUAUUGAGCAGAAGAUGCUGAAGAAAUAAGAAUAGUUGUUUUGUUCUGACGGUAAAAUCAAAAAAAAAAUUGCAAAAAAAAUCACAAAUACUCUGAAACAGGCAAUGGGUGCACACGUUCGUGAAUUACAUCACGAUUUUCGUCUGCCUGUUCCUCGCGUUCUACUUCCAGGAAGUGACGUACCGACUGCAGUCCGCGCUGAACGGGGGGUGCAUUUUCGCCGAGAGCGCGCUGUGCUGGUACUACCGGGCGGUGAAGCCGGAUCCGGAUUUCGAUCUCGACACCACCAUGCUGGACGAAUACAUCGGCUGGUCGCUGGCCGCGGUCGGGUUGGUGUUCCAAGUUUCCGACCACACGCACACACUGGAAUGGCCCUACAACAUCUUCGUCACCCCUUUGUUGUUCGUUACCUGGUUGGUCAACUACCUGGCCGGCGUUCUGCUGGGCUGAGUGGAAGACUCCAGACACAGACGGAUGCUUCUACUUUUAGUUCUUCAGCCUUGCUAGGUAGCCCCAACUCGAAGAUUUUUGUAUGAAUUAUCUGCAGUUGUAACAGCUAUUUGCGUUAUUAUGGAUUUACUUACUACCACACCCUCCUCUGUUUCGUGUCAGAAUGAGUAUGGCUGCAUUUUUUAUUAUUUUGCAGUUCGCAGCGGGGUCCGCAAUUGCAAUUCGAAUUCCAAUUUGUUUCCUUUUAUUCCACACGUGUUUCAUAGAGAAUGUAUCUGUUGGUUACAAUACCCCAUCUUUCGCCUAAGAUCGUCGGCCGCUUUUCUAACCUAGUCGAUUUUAUAUGUUCCAAUCUACUUCUGCUGGCACUGGCAGCAAUAGCAUGUGAACAUACUAACGCAGUGGCAGACGAAGAGGCUUCACUCCUAUAUGAUGCGCACACAGAAUCUGGAACCCACUGUUUAGAUGAAUGUAUCAUGAGUGAGAAUUUCAUUUUGUUUUUGACGACCUAUGCAGUGUGGCCCUUCACGUUCAGCUUCAGUAGUAAAUGCACGAGCCACUCUCCGCCGGUAAGUAAUAGACUGCGGGUGCGCACUGAGAUUUUGUUGUUUUCCAGAUAUGGUCGACGCAUGAUGGUGUCAAGGUCAAGAAUGUGUGAUCAACAAAGAGAAUACAUGUCCAAAGACGAUCGAGUAUGUAGGAAUAACUACUUAUAACUACUGGAGCUGACCGCCCCGAUCUCAUCGCAACUUUGUUGGACGGAUCAAUCGGAGCCAAGUUCGGUUUCUAUUGUUAAGUACAAAAGCCUAUGCUUAAUUAUCUCGAGCGAAAACUCGGUUUUUG